Moneuplotes crassus is the source of this 1560-nucleotide messenger RNA. Lineage: Eukaryota; Ciliophora; Spirotrichea; Euplotida; Euplotidae. The record is from the annotation of a GenBank genome assembly.
UUUAAGUAGAAUUUACAUAAUUAUUUUUAGUAAGAUGUGAGUUACCUGCAAGACAAAGUUUUGACAAGAGAUCAGUACAGAGUAUUGUCAGGAUCAUGAAAUGCCUGUGUGAGGAAAGUGUAAGGCAGACCAGCAUUAUCAGUGUAAAGUUGAACAGAUAAGGAGUUCUCAGCAAUUGGAGUAUCAAGUCCAGAGUUUGGAGAGAUUGAUUGGAGUUACUCAGGGACACUUUGAGCAGUUCUAUAUUGAAGGAAGAUGGCCUAACUUUAAAGAAGCUAUUACCGAAGUUGAAACCAGGUUUUUUGAGCUAGAACAGAAAGUCAAGAAAGCAAUUGAUGAGAAGAACUUUUUAGACUUUGAGGAUUGUGAAACUGAGCUAGCCAAAUUAAGAGCUGAUAUUAAUCAAAAUUCAGUGAUAAUUGAAGUGAUGAGUGAUUCUUAUCAACAGCUAAUCGUAAAGCAGAUAUUAAAAGAUCCCUCAAAUUUUAGUCUGUCAGAGAGGAACUUUAUUGGAGGAGAUACAAAAGAUGAGAAUAUCGCCCAAGGCUUAACUAAUGAGAAGAAGCAUCAAGAAUCUAAUCAAAUGCAAGCAGUUUCAUCAAACUCAAAAUGAAAUAUCUUCACAAUUAAAUCCCCUUUUGAAUGCUACAAAUCUAAACACACAAACUCAGAGAGAAGAAAUGAGCACUCCCAAAAUCCCUCCACCACUACUAACCCUUUCUCAACAACUUCUCCCAAGACAAACAAACUUCCCAACCCCUUUUACAAGUCCAGAUAUCCCCCACCUAAUAGUGAACAGAAGGAUGAGGAAGAGGAUAAGAGCGGUGUAGGUGAGGUUGAAGAGAAGUUGGCAGGGAAGAAUGAAGGAAUUGUUGGAGGGAGUAAGGAGAAGGAAAUUUGAAGUGAGGUUGGGAGGAAUGUUGAGGGGAUGAUUUUAGAGAAUACUUUAGUGAGGAGUGAUGUUAGUGAAAAAGUGGGAGAUGGAGGUUCUACUGAAAAGAGAAGAGAAGAUGAGGUUCAGGAGAGUGAUGGGGAGAGAAAAGAGAAGCCUAAUUGUUCUUUAAGUAUGAAUAUAACUAAGAGUGAUAAGAUUGAAUUUAUGAAAGAGCACAUUGAAAGAAAGUAUAAAUUUUUGGAGAUAAGUAGUUUUAAUUUGAAUAUUGACUGUAACCAGAAAGAACUUCUUAAAGAUUUUAUCAGUAAUUGUAUGAAUAAAGGAUCUUAUGACAGUUUUUCACUCAAUAAAGUCUGCAGUCUUUCAUAUUUGAAUUUCUCAGAUUUUCAGUCUUGCUUUGAAGAAUUAAUGAAAAAUCCCCCAAGAACUCUAGAUCUGAACUAUUUCAUUCUGACAGAAAAAGAUUUCAAAUAUUUAGCAAAUGCCAUCAAGACUCAAAGCAUUGAAGUCAAACUAUCAUGCUGCAAAUACUCCUCCCCCUUCACCUCCAACCCAGUAAUAAUCCCCUCUUCCUUCAAAGAAAAGUACCACAUCAGCUUCAUUUACAACACUUUCUUCUAAACUACCAAAACAAUCAAAUCUACACUCAUAACUCAAUUUCAAUC